Ectocarpus siliculosus is the source of this 2770-nucleotide messenger RNA. NCBI's taxonomy places the organism in Eukaryota, Phaeophyceae, Ectocarpales, Ectocarpaceae. The record is from the annotation of a GenBank genome assembly.
AUGGCGGAGUCGGACGGGUCAUCGUCCGAGAUGAGCGACGAUGCUCUACAGAAGCUUGUCUCUCGCCUGGUGGAAGUAGGAGGAGAGCUUGGAGGAGAGGAUGCGGACACUACUGCGGAACCUCAGAGUCCGGGGCACGCUCGAGCGCUAAUUAUGGGUGCAACGUCUGCACAAGCCGCUGCCCCAAGCGAUUGCACUGACAGCUCUGGUGACGAAGAGCUAGUGAGCGCGGCAACGGGCCAGCCCAUCUGGCCUUCCUUGGCUCAAGACCAGCCAUCGCCCAUACAGGCACCGCGCGACACUCGCUCGCCGCGAGCGGACGGGUACGACCGAGAGGCGGACCUGCUGGAGAGUGCCCACGCCAGCGACGACUCCUCGGAAGGAGGAGGUGGGGGGGGAGGGGCCCGGGGGGCGGGGGCUGAUUUUCCGCUGGCAGCGAUCGCCACCCGCGCUGUCGAGGAGGCGAGAGUGGAGACGGACAGCUGCGGCUACGAAGGCGACGUCGGGGAGGGUGCGAGGAGGAUGACGACACCCUCCUUUCGGAGGGCGACGGGGAUCGCUCCCCCGGGCUUCCCGUCCAACAAGGACGGAGCAGAAGCGGAUGACGAGGCGUCAGGAAAGGAAGCCACCAAGUCCCACGUGCCCCAGCAGCCGGCGAGCCUAGACAUGUCGGCAAGGGGGAUGAUUUCGCACUACGGCGGCGGUCGCCUGAAUCCGCCCCAGACCAACGAGGGGAGCCCGUGGGACGCCCUCAACGAGAGCCUUCGAGAGCAGGGGUUCCGUGAGGUGUCGCUGUCGCGACCGGGGGGGUCGAUCGCGGUGCCGGACCCGACGAGCCUGGCGGACACCCUGCGGGACGUGGUGUUCAAGCACGGGGAGAGGGGAAGGGCCAUCCAGGAGAUGUCGCUGGAGCUCCAGCGGCGCGACAACGUGGGCGGACACCGAGAGUCCGUGCUGAACGAGUCCUUCCGCCGCGAGAGGUCCGACCUGUCGAAGCGGUCCGCGGGGGCGGAGGCGCGGGCGGCCGCGCUGGAGGCGGAGAACAAGCGCCUGCAGGACCAGCUGGCCCUGGACUCCCGGCGGGCCAGGGCCGAGAGCGCCAACCUGGCCUCCCAGCUGAAGCAGAGCGAGCACCGGGUGAAGGCGAAGGAAGCCGCGGCGCAGAGGUUGAUGGACAAGCUCCAGGAAGAGGCGGAGAAGGAGCGGCUGUCCCAGCAGCGAGAGCGCGCGAUUCUCACCAAGUUCAGGCAGAAGGAGGCCGCCGCUGUUGUUGCCGUCCGUGGAAGCGGCGGCGGCGGGGCCAACGACUCCAGAGUGGCGGAGUCCCUGAUCGCGCACUCGAAGGCCCAGGAGCGGUCGGAGGCGGAGAUGGACAAGCUUCGGGCGGAGAUCUCCCGCCUCGGGGACGAGCUCCGAGAGAAGGAGAACACGAUUCUCAAGCAUCGGCUGGGCCCCGACUGGACCCCGGACCUCGACCCGAAGGUCGCGCCCGCCUCCUCAGACGAGCUCCGCGAGCUGCGAGAUCGGCUCGUUGAGUCGGAGAGGAGCGUGAGGGUGAUGAAACAGCGGGAGACCAGAGCGUUGGAGCGGUGCGCGAGCAUGGAGAAGGAGUGCGCCGAGGUCCAAGCCAAGGCCGACGAGACUCAGGACGCUCUUGUGAACGCGCGGCUAGAGCUUUCCUCGCGGCCGUCGCUGCGAAACUGGCGCGCCAGCCAAAGACGGAUACAGGACCUCGAGACUAGGCUCGGCCAGGCAACUAGCCAGGCGAAAGAGGCCAUGGACGUGGCGGAGCUGCGGCGGUGGGUGGACACCAGAGAGCUGAUGCGAAGGGACCGGGGAAACCACCGGCUCAAGCUGGACAGGCUGGAGGAGCUGCCGACCGCGGUCCUGAAGCAGGUCGUUCAGGACGCCUGUCGCCUCCUCUCGCUGCAGGACGUCUCGCUGCUUGGCUCGUCCGUGUCCAAGCUCAUCAAAGCGGUGCAAAUGCUUCCUCGUCUGGAGCGCUUCGUCAACAGUGUCUGUGGGUUCGUGUUUCGACACUCGACGGAGGUGCUGUCCGCGCCCAGCGACGGGAUGCUGUCCCAGUCUCUGGCCGGAAAGGCGCGGACGAUGGAGGACGUGUUGCCGCUCCUGGAGCUGUGGCUGGCGCGUGCCCAGGAGCCCGUGAAGCUUAAGGAGUUUCACCGCGGCGUGUUAAGAGUCCUGGAAACUCGGGCUGGCGAAUCUCAGGGGGCUCAUGGCUCGGUCUUCAAGAGCGAUCGGGCUGCGACGUCCGCUGUCCAACACUUGGUAGACUUGGAGCGUAGAUCUCUCCAAGAGAUGCACCUCAACGAACGAGCUGACAGGAGUAUGAAGGACGACCCGUCGCCCGUCAACCGCGUCGUGCAGCACUUCCAGCUCCUGUUCGGUGUCAGCUCCCUGGGGGGUUGCCUGCCCAAGCUAAACGAGCUGUACCGGUUCUCGAGCGAGACGAAGACUUUCCUCCGGACGUGCGGCGAUCUGCUCAACAUGCCGGAGGCCAGCGGCUCCGAGGCCAUCAUGCGGCGGCUCGAGACCGUCCUGGAGGGGACGGUUGACGCCGAUGCUGACGCAAGGCUCCGCGUUUCUCACGACGCCGAGUCGUGGGCCGGACAGUCGAUAGAGCUCGCGGCGGAGGCGUAGGCAGUUGUCGAACAACUUUUGCCGCCGCAUAAAAUGUUUUUUGUGCUGUAUGCGAAGAGCUUCGUCCACUAUUUAGUUUCGGGAUAGCACGUGGGUUGGUCUGGCGUUG